Messenger RNA from Oreochromis niloticus (Nile tilapia), 4414 nucleotides. It is a transcript of the gene glcci1a, whose product is annotated as glucocorticoid induced 1a. NCBI's taxonomy places the organism in Eukaryota, Metazoa, Chordata, Actinopteri, Cichliformes, Cichlidae. Gene Ontology annotation, cellular component: cytoplasm. Gene Ontology annotation, biological process: podocyte development. The record is from RefSeq and is a predicted model, not a curated record.
UUAAACUGUGAGCUUCUAAAAAGAACUGUACAAGUUCGCCAUGUUAACAUCACAAACAAUCUAAUGAAGUAAUUGCUGGUAGUCAGGUCAGCCAGCAGCGAGUUCGUCCCAGCGGCAACAGCGGGAUAAACUCGGCGUCUCUCCCAGAGCCAGCAGUAACACCUCCACCGCCACGAUCCGCGUGCAGCCUCUCCGCGUCACGGUACCGUACCGGCUUCUGCGUAGAAUUCAACACAACUCAACCCGCUCCACUUCCUCCCCCUCUUCCUCUAGCCGGGAGCAACAUAGGACCUACGACGUCCAGUUGCUCCAGUCCCGCCAACCCGGGUGAAAGUGACUCGGACGGCAACCUGGUCCACAGGCAGAGAGUGUCACCGCUGUACAGCAGGAGCUUGCCUGUUCCCAAAGCCCUGCAUCAGGCUGGCGACCUGUGGCUGGGAUAGGCUCCAGCCCCCCGUGACCCUGAUAAGGAUAAACUGAAGAGGAUGGAUGAUUAAACUCUGCAAUUUCCCCUGCAACUUAACAAUUUUAUUCUGUGGACUUACUCUCUGGAGACUAUAACUGGACGGUGACCUUGAGAUCCAGAUGUGCACUACUCAUCUUAUAUGAAAGAUAAAUCCACACAGACACCUGGAUAUUGCAGUGACGAAACGCAAAAGAAGACCAUUCAAUUUGCUCUGCAUCCUAGAGCAGUGCUGAGGAGUUCAAAGAGCAGAGUGCAAAGCUCCAGCACAGUAAAGAAGAACCCCUCAGUAAAGGCUGAACUUCCCAGUACAUUACAGCAUCAGCACUCUGCCCUGAUUAGUACCAUCAGCCACAUCUUCACCUCAGUCAUCCACUCUCAGCAGUUUUCCAUGUCGAAGUCUGCCCAGAUGCCACUGUCGAACAUCACUGUGCCAAAGCCCUCGAUCUCCAGGGUGCCCAGCAGCAUGGAAGGCAUCAACCAUGAGCUGGAAAAGGUCUUCAUUAAAGACAAUGGAGAUAAGGAGGAGCUUAAGUCCCUGGAGGUUCCCGAUGGGCGACGAGCACCUUUCCCUCCACAGCAGCGCAGCAGCAGCACCCGCAGUGUGGACACCCGGACCCCCUCAGCCCCUGGCCGGUCCAGCAGCUGCUCUAGCCUAUCACCAUCCCCCUCGCCAGCCUGCCCACUGGGAUCACAUGAUGGCAGUCCUUACUCCACAGAUGAUCUACUAUAUGACAGAGAUAAAGACAAUGGAAGCAGCUCACCGCUGCCAAAGUUUGCCUCCUCACCCAAACCCAACAACAGCUAUAUGUUCAAGCGGGAACCACCAGAGGGCUGUGAGAAGAUUAAAGCUUUUGAGGAAAUGAGCUCCAGGCAGUCCACAUCAGCACCCCUCUUCUCCUGCCCUGACAAAAACAAAGUGAAUUUCAUCCCAACGGGUUCAGCUUUCUGUCCCGUCAAACUCCCUGGCUCUUUACAACUCACCCUUGCCUCAGAGCCCGAGGAAGACCAGGACAGCAGGGAAGCAGGUUCUGACCCACACGGAACCACGUCAUUCUACGGUGUCCCUACUCAGGUGUCCACGAGCACCAGCACAGAUGACCCCCCAGAGGAGCCUGCUUCACCCUCAGAGACAUCAGAGUCCCAGACAGACAGCCCGGCCAUCAGCUAGACCUGAGCAGAGCUGGCCUCUGUCUCUGGGAUCUACACUUGCAACCAUCGAGCACCACCACUGACUUUCUCACCAACACCACCUUCUGCUCCUCCAGGGGGGUCUCUGUCUCUCUGUGCCCACUGUCUCCGUUGCCCUUCUAUCUUUGCAUGACGUAGCAACAGUGUCCAGAAUAUCCACCACAACCAAUAUGAUUUGCUGCCUCAACCUCCUGUCCUGCAUAAUAAGUAAGCUGCUGUUGGCAGGAAGAGACCUGACAAUUUAAAGGGUUCAUAUGCAGGUGUAGCGAGGAGUGGAGCACUAUGGAUCGGGGAGGGGCAUGCAUUUUAAGCUGGUAGUGUAUUUCUGAUGAAAUGAUGUGUUGUGUUCUGUUUCAACAUUCACAGUAUGAAUAAGCUCUUUAAACAUGUAUAUCCACAUAUAACUCUAUAAAAAGAAAGAAAAGUCUUUGUUUAAACUCUAUGGCUGUGUUAUAUACGGAACAGGAAAGACAACAAGAACAGGAUUAUGUUUACACUGUCCAGGACAUGUUGUUAAGCUUUAUCUUAAAUGCAACAAGGAAAACAUUGGAAGAAAAGGAAAAGGAGAAAAUGGCCUCAAAUGGUUACACGGUGUCAGACCUUGCUUCAGGUAUUUCACAAUCGGAGUCUAUACUCAGGUAAUUUGGAAUGUAUGUCCAUACAAAGCAGAACAGAUUCCCUGACAUUUAUUCCCUUACAUUUUCAUUCACAUACAAAUCACUCUUUUCUGUUCAGUGACUAGACCUGAGCUCAUGGCUGCAAAUAGUGAAGGCUGUUGUGACCUCUGCCAUGUGUUGUGGAUGUACUGAUGGGGUUGAGCUUGCCUGUUAUUUAAGCUUAAUGAUAAUGUGAUUGGCUGAUGGUGGAGCAAAAGCAAUGAGAAUGCAGUAACACUACAUGUUCAAAUACAACCUGCCUUUGAUCAAGUAUUCAGUAAAACUGGCACUGGAUUGGCAGAUAGACCGCUGCUUAAAGGGUAAUAGCGGUUUCCACCCAAAAUAUCGUGAGCAGCAUAAACUUGUUUUUAUUUAUAACCCAGAUGCAUUACCACAAUUUUUUUUUAAGUUUUGUUUUCCACAUCUUAUAGUAUAUUCAGUCAAACCUGGAGGUUUGACACAGAAAGCUUGCUGUUAAGUGACAGACCUCACUACUCCACAGGACACAGAGAUGAUAAAAAGCUGCAUAAAACCAGGAGAGUAUGAUUAUUGGACUUGUGUUUGUCAGAUCAAGACAGAGAACUUUAAAUAGUGGACCACAUCUACCAAAUGCCUAAAUAGGGAAUUCAGAGCUCUGGAGAUGUUCCAGUUGUCAGCCGCCACAUGGAGGCAGUGUUAAAUGUAUGGAGCUAUAUCUCUCAAUGAUUAUGGGUUGCUGAUUGCUUCACUUCCAAAAGACGUCAGCCCUUUUCAGACGUGAGCUAUGUUACCUUACUGUUUUUAUCGCUCUGUUGAAGUGACAGCAGCAUUCUUUUGGAUCGCUACAGGAGUGACUCCCAAAACCUGGAAAGUAGUUUUUCCUCUGAGUAGUAUCAUCAUUUACGGUUCAAUCCAAGCUUUCAAACAAGCAGCAAUUGACCUAUGCAUAGCACUGUUUUCCAGAAGCAGCUUGCUUUUGGCGUGUUGAUGGACUGCAGGUAAGCAUGUUUCCACUGGGUCUGCAUUGUCAGAAUUAGAACAAUCUUUCAAAGUGUAGGUCACGAGCUACAAAACAUGCCAGUGACGGGCAGCUUUUGCUCUUAACGACAAAGGUGUUUUGUUGCCCCCAGGUGGCCAAAAUUAAGAAAAAGGCAUAAAUAAAUAUAUAAAUCCAGGUAAAUUGUGAAUGAUAGAUCAAAGUCUGAUUUUCACUAUUCAUGAUGCCUGGUCUGGGAUGACACAGUUCUUGUGCGAAUUGAAAAUGAAUAUUUGUACAACCUUUCCUUCCACUCUGCACUCUGGUAAGCUUCGAAACUUACUGUUCUAAUGAAAUCCAUUCCAUGAGAUAUGAGCAGGAGAGGUGAUUGAUUCCUAAAUUAUGUUUGACCUUUGUUUCUGUACUCAGACUUUUGGUUGCAGCUACAAGAGCGCCUUCUGCUGUAUGAUGCAUAUAGAAAGCAUUACACUAGCUGGCCUCGUUUUCACUGUUAUUAUUAUUAAUAUUAUCAUUAUUAUUAUUAUUAUUAUUAUUAUCAUUAUUAUGGGAUGCUGUAGGCACCCUGAUGCUACCACCAAACUACAGUACCAUAGCAUUUCAUGUUUUCUGUGCAAUGUUACAAACAGACAUGAACAUGGCCAAGUGUAAAUAACCAGUGUGUUUUCAUCUUACUCAUCAUUUCUUUGGAUAACUGGUGUAUUUGUAGAAUCCCUGUAUUGACACUCCUUUUGUAUAUACGUUAUUUUGUAUAUACAAGGCUUUUAAGGAGGUUCAAUGUCGUGGUUUCUAAAGACAUUUCAGCACCUUACCAAGAAUUUUAGCUUUCCCAAUGUUCCACAUAUACUUGGCAUUGGUAACCUAGAUGUGUGCAAUAAUAGGAAAAAAAUUUAAAAAGAAAAGGUGUUGUCUUUUCGUUCUUUGACACAAACGUUUCAUCUCACAUUCCUUUGGUUUUGAGCAUGAAGGCUGAAUCAGCAAGAAGUUUGUUGUUAAAGCCAUCAACUGAUACAAAACCAGCAAUGACCAGAGCACACCACUGGCAGGUCAGAGUGUUCAUCAGCUCCUCUUUGUGUAACCAGUAGUGUCAAAGUUCAUGCACAAUGGCAAUAAAGGAAAAAAAAAUCUGGA